Molecule: messenger RNA, 5408 nt
Organism: Eupeodes corollae
Lineage: Eukaryota; Metazoa; Arthropoda; Insecta; Diptera; Syrphidae
Product: multidrug resistance-associated protein 1-like
Exons: 16
Coding region: 360-5009 (1549 amino acids)
Biological process (GO): transmembrane transport
Cellular component (GO): membrane
Molecular function (GO): ATP hydrolysis activity; ATP binding; ABC-type transporter activity
Source: RefSeq, a predicted model, not a curated record
UCAGUUGAAUUCAGUUGGUUUUUGGAAACCGAUCGUGGCGGAUGGUUUUAUUUCUACUUCUCGUAAAUCCUACAAAGAUACACCUCUUACAGUUAAAAGAGAGGAUUUGAAAGCUUUUUUUUCAAAUAAAUACAUUUUUGCCAAACUCUUUGAAAAAAGAGAACAAGCAAUUACAAAACACCAAUUUUCUCCUGCAGACUGUCAUCCGCCCAACCAUUGCCGUCUACUCAACUGUGAACCCAAAGAAUUUGUCUUCAUUAAAUUAAUUAUAAACUAAUAUCAAUUUGUACCUAAUUAAUUAAUUAACAACUAGUUACCUGUACAACUGGCCAAUCGAGGAAGAACCAUCCAACAGUACAAUGGAAGAUGACACCAGUCCAAUGGACAAAUUUUGUGGAUCAGAAUUUUGGAAUCUUAAUCGAACCUGGUACACAGAGGAUCCUGAUUUCACACCAUGCUUCGAACAAACAAUUCUUGUGUGGGUCCCCUGCGCGUUUUUGUGGAUUUUUAUGUUCUUAGAAUUAUACUACUUGCGUGCGAGUUUAGAUAGAAACAUCCCAUGGAAUUUCAAAAACCUGUCUAAAGUGAUACUACAUGUUGGACUGUUAGUGUUGUGUGUAGUUGACUUUGUAAGUGCACUUACAGUGAGCAGUUCCACAACAGAUGUGAUAUUCCCAGUUGAUAUCUGGGGACCUGUUAUUAAAUUCUUCACUUUCGCUGUGGCGACUUCUCUAGUUUUGCUUAAUCGAAAGUUUGGUGUCCAAACUUCAGGGACUCUGUUUAUGUUUUGGCUAUUUUUGGUAAUUUUUGCAAUUCCACAAUGCCGAACAGAGAUUAGAGAUAAUGCUGAUCGACACAGUGGUAGUUUGGAAGCGACUGGGACUGCGACGAAGGAGCAACACUCUUGGGCAGAUCGUAGAUUCACUAGUUUCAUGAUUUACUUUGCUCUGUCAAUUGCCAUAUUGGUUUUUAAUUUCUUUGCUGAUAAUAUGCCAAGGGAGACGAAAUACACAAGAUCAAAGAAAGAAAUUCCCGAGCUGUCGGCGAGUUUCCUGUCGCGCAUUACGUACUCAUGGUUCGACAAAAUGGCCCUCAAAGGCUACCGUAACCCACUCGAAGAGAAAGAUCUCUGGGAUCUUCGUCCACAGGAGAGUUCCAAGGAGGUUAUGCCAAUCUUCGCCAAAUACUGGAACCGAAAUGUUCGCAAGAAUUAUUCAGUAGAAAAUCGCAGCCCAAAGGCUCAAUUCACCAACGGCAAUGUUACCUUUGAGAAUCCUCACGGUUCAAAGACCAAAGGCUUCGCUUCUAUAAUGCCACCAAUUGUCAAAUCAUUCGGUGGAAUUUUUCUGUUUGGAUCGUUCCUUAAAGUUGUAUGUGAUAUGUUAACCUUUGCAUCUCCACAAAUCCUGGGAUGGAUUAUAAAAUAUGUCGAGAACAAGGCUGAUGACCAAAAAGAACCAGAACCCGAAUGGAAGGGUAUAUUCUAUGCUGUUUUAUUGUUUAUUUGUGCUGCUGUGCAGACAUUCUUCCUAUCGCAAUAUUUCCAAAAAAUGUACAUUGUGGGUUUAAGGAUUCGGACGGCCUUGAUAAAUGCCAUCUAUCGCAAAGCUCUGAUAAUUUCAAACUCGGCGAAGAAAGAAUCGACAGUUGGUGAAAUUGUCAAUUUGAUGGCUGUCGAUGCUCAGCGUUUCAUGGAAUUGACAACGUAUUUGAAUAUGUUGUGGUCGGCUCCGUUGCAAAUCAUACUCGCUCUCUAUUUCCUAUGGAAUCUUCUUGGAAUUUCUGUUCUAGCCGGUUUGGCUGUUAUGAUCAUAUUGAUUCCCAUCAAUGGAGUUAUUGCGAAUCGCAUUAAAAUUCUCCAAGUCAAACAAAUGAAGUACAAAGAUGAUCGUGUCAAAUUGAUGAACGAAGUUUUGGGUGGAAUUAAGGUUUUGAAAUUGUACGCUUGGGAGCCAAGUUUUGAGGAACAAGUCUUGGAAAUUCGUGACAAAGAAAUCGAAACACUAAAAUCUGCGGCCUACUUAAAUGCUGGAACAUCUUUCCUCUGGUCUUGUGCUCCGUUCUUGGUUUCAUUGGUGACAUUCUCUUGUUACGUGUUAAUCGACGAGAAAAAUUACCUAACAGCCGAUAAAGUUUUUGUAGGAAUAACACUCUUCGAAGCAUUGAAAUUACCAUUGUCAACUUUACCAAUGCUUAUGGUUGACAUCGUUGAGACUCAAGUUUCUGUGAAACGUAUCAAUAAGUUCUUGAAUAGCGAAGAAUUAGAUCCCGAUUGUGUGGGACAUGAUAGUUCAUUACCUCAUCCAAUGUUAAUCCAAAAUGGAACCUUUUCUUGGGGUGAUGAGAAUGCAAUUCUCAAAAACAUUAAUAUGGAAGUGAAGAAGAACUCUCUCGUUGCAAUUGUGGGUACAGUUGGUUCGGGUAAAAGUUCUAUUAUCUCUGCAUUCCUAGGAGAAAUGGACAAGCUUAAUGGGCGCGUGAAUACUGUAGGAUCUGUAGCCUAUGUUCCACAACAGGCGUGGAUCCAAAAUGCCACACUUCGUGAUAAUAUUCUCUUUGGCAAGGAAUACGAUCGUAAGAGGUAUCAAAAGGUCAUUGACGCUUGUGCUUUGCGAUCAGAUAUUCAAAUGUUGUCUGCUGGUGAUAAAACAGAAAUCGGUGAGAAAGGUAUCAAUUUGUCCGGUGGACAGAAGCAAAGAAUAUCUUUGGCCAGAGCUGUGUACAGUGAUUCGGAUUUGUAUUUAUUGGACGAUCCUUUGAGUGCUGUCGAUUCACAUGUGGGAAAACAUAUUUUCGAAGAAGUCAUUGGGCCAACUGGUCUCUUGGCUAAAAAAACUCGUGUCCUAGUUACCCACGGAAUCACUUAUCUACCUAAAGUUGAUAACAUCUAUGUUUUGAAAGAUGGUGAAGUGAGUGAAGAUGGAACAUACUCAGAGUUGUUGAACAAAAAGGGAGCCUUCUCUGAAUUCUUAAUUCAACAUUUAACUGAAAGCAAUGCCGAAGAAGAUGAAUUAGAGGAAAUCAAGGAACAACUUGAAAAAACUGUGCAAUCAGAAGAAUUGAGAGGCAAGUUGGAGCGAGUCAUUAGUCGAGCAAGGAGUGAGAGUAUUUCAGAAACAGCUUCAAUUCGAUCAUUUGGCAGUGACAAAGGUAGCAUACGUAAACGUAAAGUUAACCGACAAGAUUCUGUGAAUUCGGCUGUUUCAAAACUUUCCGAUAAAUCAUCACAUGCCAAAGAUGAUGGUAAAUUGAUUGAAAUUGAAAAAUCUCAAACAGGAGGUGUCGACUUUGCUGUCUAUAAACAUUACAUCAAGAGUAUUGGUGUUACAUUAGCCGUCUCAACAAUUCUAUUGAAUUUCCUAUUCCAAAUCUUUGCCAUUGGUUCGAAUUUGUGGCUCACAAAAUGGUCAACCGAUCAAGGAGCUCAAACUGAUACAGGACUAAGAAAUAUGUACUUGGGUGUUUAUGGUGCAUUUGGUUUUGGACAAGGAAUAUUUUCGUAUUUCGCAAUUGUUGUACUUUACGUUGGAUGUUUGAGAGCUUCAAAAAAUAUGCACAACGGUUUACUUAAGAAAAUUAUGCGUGGUUCGCUGCCAAAUUUCUUCGAUAUUACACCAGUUGGUCGGCUGUUGAAUAAUUUUAGUGCCGAUAUGGAAACAAUCGACGAAGAUGUUUCAGCAUCAUUGGAUUCGUUAUUGACGUUUAUAUUUAUGGUUUUGGCAACAGUUGUGGUCAUUUGCAUAUCAACGCCAAUAUUCCUUGUUGCAAUUGUGCCAAUUGCCCUAAUUUACUACUUCGCUCAACGCUUCUAUGUUGCAACAUCAAGACAGCUCAUGCGUCUGGAAUCAGUUACAAGAUCACCAAUUUAUUCACAUUUUAGUGAGACUGUUACUGGAGUGACAACAAUUCGUGCUUAUGACGUUGGACAAAGAUUUGUCAAUGAAUCCGAUAAUCGUGUGGAUCUCAACCAACUAUGCAAAUACCCAAGUGUCAUCGCUAAUCGUUGGUUAGCCGUUCGAUUGGAAAUGAUUGGUAAUUUAAUUAUCCUCUUUGCUUCACUCUUUGCUGUCCUCGGUGGUCAGACAAAUGCUGCUCUAGUUGGUUUAUCUGUGAGCUAUUCACUUCAAAUUACCCAAACCCUUAAUUGGUUAGUGAGAAUGACUUCUGACAUAGAGACAAACAUAGUUGCUGUGGAACGUAUCAAGGAAUAUGGUGAAACCAAACAGGAAGCACCAUGGGUUAUUGACAAUGUCAAGACACCACAAGGUUGGCCUCAAGAAGGUCGCGUUGUAUUCGAGAAUUACAAGGUCAGAUAUAGGGAGGGACUUGAUCUUGUUCUGAGAGGUGUUAACUUUGAUAUCCGUGGUGGAGAAAAAGUGGGAAUUGUCGGACGGACUGGAGCUGGUAAAUCCAGUUUAACCUUGUCUCUAUUCAGAAUCAUUGAAGCAGCUGAAGGCCGUAUUCUUAUCGAUGGUGUCGAUAUUUCAACACUUGGUCUACACAUGUUGCGUUCGCGUCUCACAAUUAUCCCACAAGAUCCUGUUUUGUUCUCAGGAUCAUUGCGUAUGAAUUUAGAUCCAUUCCAAAAGAAUUCAGACGAUGAAAUUUGGUCAGCUUUGGAAUUGUCACAUUUAAAGACGUUUGUUAAAGGAAUGACAGCCGGUUUAAAUCAUGAGAUAAGUGAGGGUGGUGAAAAUCUGUCAGUGGGCCAGAGGCAAUUGGUUUGUUUGGCUCGAGCUUUGUUGAGGAAGACCAAGGUUUUGGUAUUGGAUGAAGCAACCGCCGCUGUUGAUUUGGAAACUGAUGAUUUAAUUCAAAAAACAAUUCGCUCCGAGUUCAAGGACUGCACCGUCCUUACCAUCGCCCAUCGUUUGAACACCAUUCUCGAUUCCGACAAGGUCAUUGUUCUAGACCGUGGUGAGAUCAUUGAAUUUGAUUCACCCACUUCAUUGCUUGAAGACAAGAACUCAGCAUUCUAUAGCAUGGCCAAGGAUGCAAAUCUGGUGUAAAUACAAAAUCAAAAUUAAAAGUUACUUAAAAAAAAAAAAAAAACAAAACAAAAAAACUCAACUCAAGGAAAAUUCCUAAACUACAACACUUUUUGUAUUGUAAAUUUAAAACAACAACAAAAUACAUACAUAUAUCGAAUUUUUACUAGCAAUAUAUUAUAAUAUGAUAAAAAUAUCUGCGAUAAGAAAAAACAACAAAACAAAAACACCAACUUACUUAAGAAUAUUAUAAAAUAGUAUGCAAAUCAAAAUCUAGUUCAAUUGAAAGUUUAUCCACACCAUAAAACCCUCCAAAUCAAGUUUUUUAUUUAUUAUUUUUUUUAAACUGUAAUAUUUGUAAAAAAAGUAAAAAAUGUUAAAUUUUGUUCUUUAUUAUCUUUUAUAGUUUUCAGUUUUUUU